AUGGACAGACCCUGCCAAGCGAAUGACCAGCCACAGGGCGUGCCCGAGACGGACGAGGAGCAGCCUCAGGUGGAGCCCUCGCCCCAAGAGCCUAGCCCGGAGGAGCAUCGCCCGGAAGAGCCUUGUCCGGAGGAGCUUUCUACCGAGGAGCCAUCUUCGGAAGACCAAUCCUCCUCUGAGGAGGAGUUCUUUCCUGAGGAGCUCCUUCCCGAGCUCCUUCCCGAGCUGCUGGGGCCCGAGGGGCGCCCCCCAGAGGAGCGCCUUUCCGGGCCGGAACUGUUCGAGGCGUGCCCUCCCAUGGAGCAGCCUCCCUGCGGAGUGGGAAAACACAAGCUGGAAGAAGGAAGCUUUAAGGAGAGACUGGCACGCUCUCGCCCGCAGUUUAAAGGGGACAUACAUGGCAGAAAUUUGAGCAACGAGGAGAUGAUACAGGUAGCAGAGGAGAUGGAAGAGAUGAAAAGAAUACGAAACAAAUUGAUGAUCAUGCACUGGAAGGCGAGACGGAACCGUCCUUAUCCUAUUUAA
Molecule: messenger RNA, 525 nt
Organism: Pipistrellus nathusii (Nathusius's pipistrelle)
Lineage: Eukaryota; Metazoa; Chordata; Mammalia; Chiroptera; Vespertilionidae
Source: the annotation of a GenBank genome assembly